AUGUUACCCAAUUUUGCAGAAGUGGAAGUGGAGGCCUUUCCUUUGCCUUUGGCAGGAGAAGACGAUGGGGGUGGGAGGGUGUUGGUUGGUGAGAGGUCACUGGGAGGUAGUGUAGGCGAAGAUGGUGCUCGGGGAGGAGGAGGGGAUGGGUCGCGGGGUGGAGAGGGUGCGCUCGAUGGUUGUGGAGGGAGAGAUGGGUCACAGGGUGGUGAUGGUGCUUUGGGUGGUGGUGGAGGUGGAGAUGGGUCGCGGGGUGGAGAUGAGGCAAUCGGAAGUGGUGGAGGUGGGGAGUAUUCGGGGAUGGAGGACGGAGGUGGGACUGAGGCAGGGGUUGGAGGAGGGGAGGACUCUGAGGAGGAAGAUGGUGGUGGAUUAUGGCGACAGAGGGCAUAG
This is a messenger RNA of Humulus lupulus (European hop), 393 nucleotides long. RefSeq lists its product as uncharacterized. NCBI's taxonomy places the organism in Eukaryota, Viridiplantae, Streptophyta, Magnoliopsida, Rosales, Cannabaceae. The coding region runs from base 1 to 393 and encodes 130 amino acids. The record is from RefSeq and is a predicted model, not a curated record. The transcript has 2 exons.